Messenger RNA from Cephus cinctus (wheat stem sawfly), 2032 nucleotides. RefSeq names its product dual oxidase maturation factor 1 (gene mol). Gene Ontology annotation, cellular component: endoplasmic reticulum membrane. Lineage: Eukaryota; Metazoa; Arthropoda; Insecta; Hymenoptera; Cephidae. Gene Ontology annotation, biological process: protein transport. The record is from RefSeq and is a predicted model, not a curated record. The transcript is spliced from 9 exons. Bases 681 to 1832 code for a protein of 383 amino acids.
CACAAUGCCAUGACGAUCACAAUUGCGGUAUAUCAAAACCGUUCUAUUGUCCCAUUAUCCUCUUGCCUAUUGCAAUACCGUGGGCGAUGUUCUGAGGAAACUUAGGAUUGAUUCUUAAUGUCAAAAUAGAUUAACUGUAUCAGAGUAACAAUCAUGGGUGAUUCAUAAGAUAAUUUCAAGCUAAUAUUACUAUAGAGUGAUAGUGAAUAGUCUUAUAGAUUUUUUUUCAUGGAUUAAAUGAGGAGUGACUAGCGGACCCUGAAAAGUAGUAAUAAAGUAGACAAUUGUUCUAAAUAGUUGGAUGUAUAUAGUAAAUAGCUAUAAAAGAAAGAAAUACUCAUAAAGUACUAGUGACAAUGGCUUUGAGAAGAAUAGAGCUGCAACUAUUGGCCAGUAUGGUUAUAAUUCCUGGCAUUCACCAGCUUAGAAGGAGAAGGAGAUGGAACGAUCGCUCCACGACGGCGGAGGCCACUUUCAACUGGAAACCUGUUAACCUACUUGAGCCAGUCUUUGAGCUACUUCUCGAGGAGACUCAUUGCGUCCGUUCCAACGUUGCAGGUGCAUUCGUGCAUGUGCGAGGAUACAGCUAAAAGAACACGGACGAUUUACCAUCGUGAAGACAAAAAAUCGACAUGCACCUGCAUCCGGAUUCCUGGGACGUGGUUAUAGCGAAAUAAAAAAUGAGGGGAUGGUUCGAUGCUUUUCGCAAUGAUGGCGGUCCGACCUUGUACAGCUACAGCAACAGAACACCAGUUACUGGGGAUGUGCAGCUUAUCACGAUAUUCGUGAUAUUCUGCACAAUAUAUACAGCCUUUAUAAUAAUAUUCCCAGGGAUACGCAAGCAGAAAUUAACGACGUUCUUGACUGUUACACUUAGUAUGUUCGUGGGUACGACGAUUCAAGUUGCUCAAUAUGGCUCGACAUGGCAUACGGCCUCCACAACAGUCGUAAGUUCCUACAGUGCCUUUUCUAAGCAACGAAUGACGGCCGAAAUUGGCGGAUUUAUCGGUCUGAUGCACAUCAAUAUCACCUAUAGAGUAUUGCCAGGAUACGACGAGUUGAACGAUGUUGAAUUCAACGAGAGAUUCUGGUGGAGAAGUCCUAACGAGAUGUCGACUUCCUUCAAGGAAGCAUUGUAUCGCGGAGCACCUUUUCCAAUACUUUCCGUGGCGGAGUACUUCAGCCUUCAUCAGGAAGGAUUCUCUUGGGGUAGCAAAUAUCGCGAAGCUGGUUAUUACGCUUCUAUAAUGCUUUGGACCUCUCUGGCUUCUUGGUUCAUGAUGAAUCUUCUGCUUAUGGUUGUACCUAGAUAUGGAGCAUAUAGUAUGGUUUUUACUGGACUUUGUAUGCUCCUUACUGAUCUUACGUACUGGUCACUUCUACCAUGCGAUCCACUAGUUGCCCAUGUCGAUGGUUCCAUUCUUAUAUUUAAUUUUGGAUGGAAUUAUUGGCUGGUGCUUGCUGCUGGCAUCGGCUGCUUAUUCACUGGAAUGAUCAUCACGGCCAUAGACCUAAUCUUCCCACAUCAGUUCUCAACCAUCCUGGAGGUCGAUUACGACACACCAUAUGAUAGACACGUCAUCAUCGAGGAAAGUUUUGAUACGAGAAAUACAAGGCGCAGGUUACCUAAGAUCGAGGAUGCUUUUGGUGACCGGAUUAUAAGGCAAUUGUCGUCGAAAUUGGUUGCUGAGAAGGAGGAUCGUCAAGGCGUCAUCAAUCAAGGAUACGUCUCGCAGGAACCUUCAGAAUUUCAACACGAGAUUACCAAUGAGUCAAACAAGAGUAAUUGGUCUUAUCCUUUCCCACCAACUCCACGAAGAACUAUUAAUUGAAAUUAUGAUAGUCUCCAUUAUUGAUUUAAGGUCGUAUUGAACACUUAAUGUCGUACGUAGAGUUGAAAUACUUUGACUACUCGUAAUUAAAUGUAAAGUUCAUGUAUUUAAUGCAUUCCAUCGAUAUCAUGUGCAUUGCACUUUGGCAAUACAUUCCUAAUUAUUCGGCACGAUUUAUUUUGACGAAUUUAAUAUUAAUA